UUCAAUGUAGGUUACGCGAUCUCGUGAAUUAUCGCGAUAUUCCUUUUCGUCAGAAACAACGUCCCCGAUACAUCUAAUUCGGAUAAAACAAUCGAGCAGUUACUAUUAACUCGCUUUGCUAAGUCAGAGAAAUGGGAAAACCGAAAUCUGCCCAACCUAAGCAGAGAAAAGGUGUUUCAAAGAAGAAAUCCAACAAAAUUGGAAAACCGAAAUCUGCCCAACCUAAGCAGAGAAAAGCAGUUCAGAAGCCUAAACCCAAAAUAGGUACAUAUGCACUCUUCGAUAGUAUUGAGGAAAACAACAAUAUCACACGUUGUGGAAACAACGCGGAAGGUCACAGUCAAAACAACCACAGUCAAAACAAAGUGAAAAAGAAGGUGCCAAAGAGGAAAGAGAAUGGACGACGAAUGUCGGAAAUGACAUAUCUUGGAGAAUAUGAAGAUGUAUACUAUGCAAGACGCAAAUAAACAGAAGAUGUACACUAUGCAAGACGCAAAUAAACAGAUUUUAUUUU
Messenger RNA from Haliotis rufescens (red abalone), 514 nucleotides. RefSeq lists its product as uncharacterized. NCBI's taxonomy places the organism in Eukaryota, Metazoa, Mollusca, Gastropoda, Lepetellida, Haliotidae. The record is from RefSeq and is a predicted model, not a curated record. Bases 132 to 467 code for a protein of 111 amino acids. The transcript is spliced from 5 exons.